UUGUCAACAGAAGCAGCCAUCUUGGAACGCCGCGCACUUCAUUUCGGGACUACGGCGGGAUUCUCAAAUUUGAGGACAGUUUUGAGCGUUUUCAUCUAGAAUGUGUAUGUAGUCCACACUCAGAAUGAGUCAGUAUAUCCAGGUAACCGAGGAUGAAGGCGACGAUCCAAUGGAGGUUCCAAGCGAAGACGAUGGAACUCUUCUGCUGUCAACACUAGCUGCUCAGUUCCCAGGGGCUUGUGGAUUGAAAUAUAGAAAUCCAGAUUCUGGUGCUUUCAGAGGAAUAAGAUUGUCUGAUGGACGUCUUUAUCCACCUGAUGGGAAAUGGGGUAACAGGAUGUUUAUUGCAGUGUUCCCUAAAACUGGAAAUGAGUGCAAGCGUGUGCGAGAAGAAAAUCCGGUUAUUGACAACACUUUGAUUAGGAGGAAACAUGAAAAAUCAAAAUGCAGCGACCUCAUAGUUCUGGGUUUACCCUGGAAGAGUACCGAAGAAGACCUCCGAAAGUAUUUUUCAACUAUUGGUGACCUACUUAUGGUUCAGGUGAAAAAGGACACUAAAACUGGCCAGUCAAAAGGAUUUGGAUUUAUACGAUUUGCAGAUUAUGAAUCACAACAGAAAUGUAUGGCAACGCGGCAUUUGAUAGAGGGAAGGUGGUGUGAUGUGAGGAUACCCAACUCCAAGGAAGGGGCACAAAAUGUAAUGAACAGGAAGGUGUUUGUUGGACGAUGCACUGAUGAUAUGACAGCUGAAGAUUUGCGACAGUAUUUUGGAAAGUUUGGAGAAGUAGUUGAUGUGUUUAUCCCCAAACCCUUUAGAGCAUUUGCGUUUGUAACUUUUGCCGACUCGGACGUAUCCCAGGGCUUAUGUGGUGAGGAUCACAUAAUCAAAGGAGCCAGUGUACACAUCAGUAGUGCUGCCCCAAAGAACUACGACCGACAGAACGACAAAAAGGCAAUUGCGCCAGGGCAUCCCGGGUAUGGACAGGGAUAUGCACAUCACAGCUCUUGGAGUCAGGGAGGGAGAAGCAACACUCAGGCCAUGGCCAACCAGGGCAGUGCCAUGGGGCAUGGCAACAUGCCGAACAACCUGAGUCUGGGUCCGAUUCAGAUCAGUCCUGCUAUGCUGGCAGCAGCGCAAGCUAUGUUAAGUGGUCAGGGGGGAUGGGGCCCCAUUGGUUUGGUCAGCCAGGGCAAUAAUACUGGUACUGGUAUAGGAACCGGUGUUGGAGUCAAUGUGGGUGGCGCCUCGACCCCAAAUGCCCAGCCUACAGUGGAAACCUCAAGCCAGGCUAGUGCUCAGAGCUUUGGAAGCAUCGGGAGCAACAGCCAGGCAACAGCAGUAGCCGCUCCAGUCCCCACAGGAAGUAAUAGUUUCCUGGGGUGGGGCAGCUCCCACUCCCAGGGCAGUGAACCAGGCAGCAGUCCAGGGGUGGGGGGAUGGGGCACGCCUCAGAGUGGUAAGACAGGGGGUACAUGGAACUAACUGGACAAUUUUGAGAAUAAAAUGAAAUGCAUGUGGCAGGGGCAUCUGGAGUUAAUUGCUGUGAGCAAGUCUUGUUUGUGUGAAAGGCUAUACAAAAAACUGUACAUGAUGUGUAUUGUUGUGUUAAGGAUGUUGAUAUAAAUAAGGAUAUCAAGAUGUGAUUGUCUUUGUAUGAAGUGUUCUUAUUUAAGCCACAAGGAUUACCAAAUAACCCAACUCCUCUUCAACUUUGACUCUUGUUUUUAUUCUAGAAUUUUUUUCCCCCUCCAAGAUAUUUUUAGUAUUGUUCUUUGAAGAAAAGAGUAGACUGGUUACUAUAAGUUACCUUUGUUGGUAGAGAAUUUGACUGAGAAAUAUUGUUGAAAUACUUGCACAGAAAGAAAAGUAUUAACUGCGUUUCAUUCACGUUUGAAGGCUGUUUGAUAUUGUUAAGCACCAAAAGGAAAGCAUUAAAAACUUGUGCUGCAUUCUGGCAAAAAUAUAAUUGAAAUUAUAUUAUGUUUUGUAUUGUUAAUUCUCUGUUAAUGGGUUCCAUCACUGCAUGCUUUUAUUAAUGAUACCUCCUUACAAAAGUUGUAUUGAUUACUAAUAUUCACAUUCUUCCUGUGUAUACUGCUGUUUCAAAAUAUCUCAGAUUUUUUCUUUGAAAAUCACCAUUUCUUUGUUUUUAUAUUUGUUAUGAUUUGUAAUCAAUAUGUAUAAUAACAGGUAAAGGCUGUUUAUGUUGACAGAUUUGUUAAGCUUGUAAUAAUUUCGUUUAAAUUACUUUGUGCUUCACAGUCAGUCUUUAAUGCAUGUUUAAAAGGAUUGAUUUCAUCGAUAUCCCAUCAUGAUAAAUACAAGGAAUUCUGAAAUAAUUUGGAAAUUUCUAAUGGUCCAUUUGUAAAUAGUUUAAAAUCUGAAAAUAGUUGAUUUUUAAUUUUAGUGCUAUUUUUCAUGGUGGUUGAUUGAUUUCAGUUUUUUUUAGAAAGUUUUGAAAAGCACAAUUUUAAUACAGAAAUAAAUUUAACUCUUUCACAAAAUUGUUUUCAUUUUAACCUUUUAGAUUUGGAUAAAAUUAAAUGAAAUUGUAUGUUUGAAAUAUUCAUUGUAAACUGGUGAAGCAGUUUUCAAUCAUGAGGCACAAUUUUAUAGUACCUACAUUUUUAUGUUCAAACAUUUUUGUUAACUAGCUAAAAUGAUUAUAAAGGUAGUAGUAAUUAAUCAAUAUCGAACAACAUUUUUAAUUACCUAAAGGAUGCUGAAAGUAUUCAGACAAGAUCAAUAAAAUGUGUUGGAAGCCUUUAAAAUACAUAUAUACUGAUCUGAUGAGGAAAAGUAUAAGAUGUUGAGAUUGACAUGGAAAUUUUAAUUUCCCAUACUAACUUGAAAAGGAAGAUUUUUUUUAUUUCAUGCUUACUUUGAAAUUAAUUCUUUUUAUUUUCAUACCAAGUUUGUCAAAGUUUGACAUGGAAAUGUGAAUUUUUUUAUUAAGCUAAGAAAAAACCUUUUGUCAACUGCCUCAAAUGUGAAAAUUUCCAAACAUUUCCAGUGUUUGUUGUUAAUGUAGUAUUAAGAUACAUAUAAUCAUGAUGUCAAAGAGGGUUGUUGAUUUAGCGUGAUGUGGUCCCAGAUCUUGACGUUUGAUGAUUUCACCUGAAAUGGCCAUUUACCUUACAUGUAGCAGCUUCUAACCAUUGACAUGUUGAGGAACUUGUGGAAUAGAAUCUGGAUAUCUAUGAUAAAGAUUAGAAAUUUGUUAUGCAUUCUGUAUACAACAUCAUAUCUUCUCGUUGAAAAAAGAAGAGAAUCAUGUUAUACUCUUGUUAUCUGCAGUUUGAAACAAAAAUGUAUAGGAUGAU
Pecten maximus is the source of this 3324-nucleotide messenger RNA. RefSeq names its product TAR DNA-binding protein 43-like. The transcript is spliced from 4 exons. The coding region runs from base 125 to 1483 and encodes 452 amino acids. Gene Ontology annotation, molecular function: RNA binding. Gene Ontology annotation, biological process: regulation of gene expression. NCBI's taxonomy places the organism in Eukaryota, Metazoa, Mollusca, Bivalvia, Pectinida, Pectinidae. Gene Ontology annotation, cellular component: nucleoplasm. The record is from RefSeq and is a predicted model, not a curated record.